AUGUCCUCUGCACCUGAACGUUUUAAGAGCACCAAGCUAAUAAGUCAUAUUAAUAAACUCGACGAAGCCACGAGUGCUGCAGGAGCUAAGCUCAAGAGUUCCUUCAGAGCCUUGGCUCGGUGUGCAGAGACGUUUCCUCCAAUUAAAUCUGCGUUGGAUGACAUGUCCGAAUUAGUGAAGGUUCUGGAGAAUAUUGGAGAGGAUAAGUUGGACAUAAAAGACGUUUUCGCUGACCUGCAAGCCAGUGCUGAUGCCUUGGAGCCAUACAUAACACGGCUGGAUUCAGGAGAAAGCAGCGGUAGUAUCGCACUUAUUAUUAAAUCAAUACACGAGCAUAUACAAUACGUCAAGUGCCGUCGAGAACAAGGUCUGCUAAGAGGAUCUGAUGCUAUAGAGCAAGCACGAAAGGUUGAAAAAUUACUAAAACGGUUACAUGAUGAUGUGGCGCUAAGGACGUGGGAUAACACGGCCAGACAACUAGAUCGCGGAGCCUGUACCCUUGGAACUCGGCAAGAAUUACUGGAAACCCUACAAAAUUGGGCUGGGCCUGGGGAGAGCCAACUGGAAGGCACACAGCCUAAAGAUCUUCAAGACAUAGACUGCGGCAACGCAAAGGCGUUCUGGAUAAAUGGAAUGGCGGGAACCGGGAAAACUACGGUAGCAUACAGCUUGUGCAAGUGGCUUGAGACCAACACUCAGCUUGGGGCUAGCUUCUUCUGUUCCCGAACUUCAACUCCAUGUCAAAAAACCAAUAACAUUGUCCCAACUAUAGCUUACCAGCUUGGACGCUUCUCGCCUGCAUUUCGAUCUGCUGUGUGUAAAGUUUUGCGCAAUGAUCCUGAUGCUGCUACCUAUGAGGUUCGAGUGCAAUUGGACAUGCUCAUCUUACGGCCAAUGUUAAUGAUCAAAGAUGCAAUGCCAAGUGGAGUCGUGGUGGUGAUCGAUGCCCUAGAUGAGUGUGCAGAUAGUUACGGAGCGGGGACGGUAGUUGAGUUCUUAUUGGACUACGCCAAAAAAAUCCCGGUAAAAUUCUUCAUUUCAAGUCGCCCAGAGCCAGUUAUUCGGGAAAAGAUGCUCUCAUGCAUUGGGUCCUCUUCGUCGAUGAUUCAUUUACAUGAUGUAGAUGCAUCCAUUGUCCAAGCUGAUAUCCAGAAAUACCUCACUGCUGAACUCAAAUACAUAUCCCCACGCCCUACUGAAGCGCAGAUACUUCAGCUUACGCAACAAGCAGGAAGGCUAUUUAUCUACGCUGCCACACUUGUGCGAUAUAUCAAUCCUCGAGGCGCUCGUGUGCCUUCAAAGACCCGACUUGAGACUAUACUAGCUAUCAACACCCCGAAAUCACAAGCAAGAGACAGGGAACCAGCUAAUCUAUACCGAGAGCUUGACCAGUUAUACAACUCUGUGCUCGAAAUGGGGUUCUCAGAACUGUUAGAAGAGCAUGAGGCGGCAAUGAUGCGAGACAUACUAGGGACAGUCGUAUGCGCAAAGGAGCCCGUGACAAUCGACACACUUGCAGGGUUGCUUGGAUCUACAACCGAGGAUAUUUCGUACAUGAUAGGUUCCUUGCACUCCGUGCUUCAUGUUCCUGAUAGGGGCGGACUCAUAUCCACGCUGCAUGCAUCGUUCCAUGACUUUCUUCUAAAUAGAUCACGCGCACGUGAAGCGUAUUAUUCCGACGAAGCUCGGCGGAACGAAAUAAUCGCCCAAAGCUGCUUUAGAGUAAUGAAAAAGCAGCUACGUUUCAAUAUAUGCCACCUCCAAUCCUCAUUUGUUGCCGACAGUGACGUGCUAGACCUUGACGAACAAAUCAAACAGUCGGUUUCAUCUGAACUCGUAUAUGCAUGUCGGUACUGGAGCGAACAUCUUCAAUCUAGCAAUGCGAGCAUUAGCGAAGAUUCUUCCUGUGUGUUGGCUGCUAUGCUAGACGACUUUCUCUCGACUCGGCUCUUGUUUUGGCUCGAAGUUAUGAAUCUAGCUAAGUGUAAAUGGACUGCUUCAUUGGCACUUCGUCACACACGUGCAUGGCUGCAGGCGAAUAAUCUAAUGCCUGAAUAUUGGCGAGGGCUCCUUGAUGCAUACAACUUUUGUGCUCAGUUUGAAGGGGGCGGUUGUUCACAGAGUACCCCUCAUAUCUAUAUAUCGGCUCUUCCACAGUGCAAAACAUCAAAUUUAGUCUAUAGAAAUUACCGGAAACUGCUCAAAGAUUUGUUGGAAGCGGGGGGCCCAGCAUUGUCUUGGAGAGGAGACUCUCAGCUUAAAUCCUUCCAUAUGCAAUCACUGGCCAGUGGGUUGGCGUUCUCGCAUGACAGUACUCGCAUCUUUUGCGGGACAUCUAGGGAAGUACGUAUUCAGUCUUUGGACGAUGCAGCCAUACCCAGCUCUUUCAGCAGCUCCCAUGGGCUAAGGGCUAUCAUCUCACUCGCAUCGUCACUAGAUGGUUCUAUUCUUGUAGUACUCAUUGAAGGUCAUGUCGAGGUUUACAAUAUACAGGGUGGCUACCAGAUCUACGAUCUAGCGAUACCAAGCACCUCAUCCUCGGUUGGGGUUUCGCACACGAAACCCACUUCCAUUGCUACGGGCCAUAACGAUGGGACUAUUUGGCUACAUGCCCUUCAUUCUGAGAGACCAGAUGGGCUUCUACUAAAGGGGCAUAAGUACUCAGUCAACUCGGUCACGUUCUCUCCAACCUGUAUGCGCCUUGCCUCUGGCUCCAACGAUAAACAUGUUCGCAUAUGGAGUCUGCACUCUGGUGCAUGGGAUAGCCAGGUACUUACAGGCCACUCGGACUGGGUUAACUCAGUAACGUUUUCGUCUGAUGGGGCGCUAAUUGCUUCUGGCUCCGUUGAUAGCACCGUACGACUGUGGGAUGCAUACAGUGGUGCACCUCUACGCAUUUUUAGUGGUCAUACUAAUUCGGUCAGAUCGGUUGCUAUCUCACCAAACUGUACUCAAAUCGCCUCUGGUUCUCGGGAUAAAACAGUUCGGUUAUGGGACUUACGAACCGGAAAGGAGUUCGGUGAACCCAGGAAGCACAUCGAUUGGGUCGAGUCGGUAGCAUUCUCACCCAAUGGAUCAUAUAUCGCUUCCUGCUCGGGGCACAAGAUUGUGCUUUGGGAUGCAUCUUCCGAUACAUUGGAUAGGCCGCCAUAUGAUAAUCACGCCGUUUCAACCUCUUUGUUCGCGUCAGCGAAUGAUAGUCGCGCUUGGUCAGAUGCGUGGGAUGUCUGGACCAACCCGGAUAUUUUGUGGUCACAGCGUAGUCAAUUGCUCCUGGUGGGAUUUUCCUCACUAUGCAUUCGGAUAUUCUUAGCUUUGGAUGAGCAGGGUGGGACUGCUGAGAUAUGGGACAUCCGUCUUCUCGGAGCCGAGCUGAAAGCAAUAGAUGCCAGUAGUAAUAUCAAUCAACCCCAAGUGGAAUCAAAGAUGAGGGCCGAGGUUUCUGGUCCGCUUACUUUAACUCAACAAGAUGGAUGGCUAAGAGACGCCAACGAGCGCCUGUUAUAUUGGUUUCCUCCUGAAGCUCACCAAGAGCUCAUGCUCCUUCGCCCCCACGCACUACUUGCUAUCAGUGAUGCUGCGUUUGGUUAUGAAUUCUGGAGCUCGAAGCUUGCAAUCGGAGAUCAGUGGGUAAGAUGCUAUUCCGAAUAG
Messenger RNA from Rhizoctonia solani, 3651 nucleotides. Its product is annotated as Vegetative incompatibility protein HET-E-1. NCBI's taxonomy places the organism in Eukaryota, Fungi, Basidiomycota, Agaricomycetes, Cantharellales, Ceratobasidiaceae. Bases 1 to 3651 code for a protein of 1216 amino acids. Gene Ontology annotation, molecular function: protein binding. The transcript is spliced from 8 exons. The record is from RefSeq and is a predicted model, not a curated record.